Danaus chrysippus (African queen) is the source of this 309-nucleotide messenger RNA. NCBI's taxonomy places the organism in Eukaryota, Metazoa, Arthropoda, Insecta, Lepidoptera, Nymphalidae. The record is from the annotation of a GenBank genome assembly.
AUGUCCCUCGUUCCUCCUGGUGGAACUGAUUCUCCGAGUCCACGGAGAGCCGUCAGUCCGCUUCUUGAGUCCAGGCGACCUCACUGUACUUUAGCUUGUGACUAUUGCGCUGCUAUUUUGGAAGAUAAAUUUAGACGAAAUGCUGACAUGCGGAAUCGCGGCACUUCCCCACUCUCUGUGUCACCGCGUCAGUCACUUACAGGGGAACCUCCUUGGACAUUACCUGAUGACGACCGACCCGAUUUUUCAGCUCUAAAGGAAAAUAUACAUAGAAUUAACAAGGACUGCGAAAACUUCAACACGGCUUGA